This is a messenger RNA of Condylura cristata (star-nosed mole), 2123 nucleotides long. RefSeq names its product galactose mutarotase (aldose 1-epimerase) (gene GALM). The transcript is spliced from 7 exons. Gene Ontology annotation, molecular function: aldose 1-epimerase activity; carbohydrate binding. Gene Ontology annotation, biological process: beta-D-galactose catabolic process via UDP-galactose, Leloir pathway; glucose metabolic process. NCBI's taxonomy places the organism in Eukaryota, Metazoa, Chordata, Mammalia, Eulipotyphla, Talpidae. Bases 81 to 1109 code for a protein of 342 amino acids. The record is from RefSeq and is a predicted model, not a curated record.
UCUCCAGUAGACUGAUCGCUCCUGGUUGGCGGCUGGAGUUGGAACUACCCGGGCUUGCCUGUGCUCUCCUAACUUUCCACAUGGUUUCGGUGACCAGGGCCGCGUUUGGAGACCUGCCCUCAGGGGCAGGAACGGUGGAGAAGUUCCAGCUGCAAUCAGACCUGCUGAGAGUGGACAUCAUCUCCUGGGGCUGCACCAUUACGGCUCUGGAGGUCAAAGACAGGCAGGGCAGAGCCUCUGAUGUGGUGCUCGGCUUUGAGGAGUUGGAAGGGUACCUCCAGAAGCAGCCCUACUUUGGAGCAGUGAUUGGCAGAGUGGCCAACCGAAUUGCCAAAGGAACCUUCUCGUUGGACGGGAAGGAGUACAAGCUACCCCUUAACAGACCACCCAACAGUCUGCAUGGCGGAGUCAGAGGGUUUGAUAAGGUCCUCUGGACCCCUCAAGUGCUGUCUAAUGGUGUCCAGUUCUCACGUGUCAGUCCAGAUGGUGAGGAGGGCUACCCUGGAGAAUUGAAAGUCUGGGUGACAUACACGCUGGACGGUGGGGAGCUGGUGGUCAACUAUCGUGCGCAGGCCAGUCAGACCACACCUGUCAACCUCACCAACCAUUCUUACUUCAACCUGGCAGGUCAGGGUUCCUCAAAUAUAUAUGACCAUGAAGUCACUAUAGAAGCUGAUGCUUUUUUGCCAGUAGAUGAAGACCUGAUUCCUACAGGACAAGUUGCUUCAGUGCAGGGAACUGCAUUUGACCUGAGGAAGCCAGUGGAGCUUGGAAAACACCUGCAGCAGUUCCACCUGGGUGGAUUUGACCACAAUUUCUGUCUGAAGAGAUCUAAAGAAAAGCAUUUUUGUGCACGGGUCCAUCAUGCCGGAAGUGGGCGGGUGCUGGAAGUGUACACCACCCAGCCAGGGGUCCAGUUUUACACAGGCAACUUCCUGGAUGGCACGCUAAAGGGCAAGAGUGGAGCAGUCUAUCCCAAGCAUUCUGGUUUCUGCCUCGAGACCCAGAACUGGCCUGAUGCCGUCAAUCAGCCCCACUUCCCGCCUGUGAUGCUGCAGCCUGGUGAGGAGUAUGACCACACCACUUGGUUCAAGUUUUCUGUGGCGUGAGGAAGGCUAAAGACAUGACCUGUUCCGUGGACAGGCUGGCAGCCCCUUCAGCAGCUGGUGCCUGUCUAGAGAUGAGAUGAUUUAGAGCCUUUAAAAAUGAACCUAUGAAUUAAAACCAUACAAAUGAUGGCUAUCAUUAAAAUCAGUCUGAAAAGUGAUCCUGUGAAUUAUGAAAAUGGUAGCUGAAUGUUGAUUUUCUUUUCAAAUGAGUGGCUCCAGCCUCUCAAGUUCUUAAAGAGAAUUCAGCCUCCCAUGUCAUCUAAGCCCUGACGGAGCCCCAUGGUACCUGGGCACCCUUGUGCUGCGGCUGCUUCGUCUCUCCAACCUGCCUCUUUCUUUUCUGUUUUUCACCCUUAUCCUUGAUCAUAACUCACAUUCCUUUCCUUUUUCCUCCUCCCUCUGCCUCCAACUGCUUUGCCCUGGUGAGCACUCAGAGCAUUCAGAGGCCACAUCAGCUCAUUCAGCACACUGGCAGACAGACCUCUGCCUCAACAAGGCAGCAGAUGAAGUGGGAGGGGCUGAGGCUCAGAGGUACACGACCACCUGAAGGCACACAUGUAGGACUUGUGGUCAGGGAACUUAAGCUUCAUCUCCACUUUAGUCUGUCACCACAUUCCUAGGGCCACUGAUGGACAGGGAGAACGAGGAGGUGGUCCUUCCUUGGAAGGAACCUGGAACCUUCUUUCCAGGUUCAUAUUUACAUAAAGCAUCAGUUGCUUUUAACUGUCUCUGGGCCUUACAGGUGGUAAGACUUAGAGUGCAAGAUCACACUAUCAAGAGAAUCUGUGAUUCUUAACUGAGAAAACCCAGGCGAGCCAAGGCGUGGGAGGAAAGAUGCCAGUGGAGAGAGGAGCUGAGUAGUGGGGGCUGGGUCUUACCUGAUGACUGCAUGCAGCUCAGAGCAGACGUUGUAUCAUGCACAGAAGGCCAGGGGCUCCCUCGUCUACUGGACAACUGGAGCCAUAAUGGGGGGGUUGGGCUGAUGAUUUUUAAAACAAUGUAUUUGAUGCUGUA